UUGAAUACCAGCCAUCAGCAACGCACCAUUAUUGUCCAGUGUGUCCGUGCAUCGUUUGCGUUCGUGAAUCGCUGUUGUGCAAAGACUGACAGUUUCUCGCCAGUUUGUGAAAUAUAGUGCAGCGAUUACGGGUACGACAUACAUUACUCAUUCACGAAUGGUGGCGAUUGUAGUUUGCGCUAAGAGAGGACUAUAAACGGUAGUCUGGGAAAAGUUCGACUGUAAGAGAAGCAGUUGCCAUCAUCGGUCGUAAUCGUGUUUAGAGCUCCUCCACCAUUGAGCAGAGCAGAGACGACGCAAUACACAAUCCAACUACAACGCCAUCACCACCACUGCUGAUGGCAGUUUGCACCAGCAACCUAACGUCCGAUUCUGGGGGUGCUCCGGAAAACUUUCACAUAACCUACUCGCACGAUGGCGAUGCGGACGAGGAAGCUGUGGACGCUAUGCAUGACGGCGAUCUGCUUUCGACGUCCAGCUUCCAGAUCGGUGGCAUCGGUGGCGAAAGUACGCGACGAUGCCCUUUGUGCGGUGCCCACCGCCGUCACUUUCACUGCAAAUCGUGCAUACGUCACGGGGACUUCCUGCACACCGUGAACGACGUUUACUGUCAGCUGCCGGAACGGUUCGGUGAAAAACAGCAGCGCUUGAGAAACCUGCGGACGGCCAACGCUACGCUCGAAAGCAAAGGCACCACGAUGCUGGAAAAGGUGCACCAGGCGGGACGUUUGGCGGGUGAGAUUAAGCAGCGGUCGGACAAAGCGAACAUCAUACGGAAAACGAUCGAGCUGAAGCGCAUCGCCAUCGAGGAGUUGCGGCUGAAACAACGUCAUCUAGGUGACGCGAUUCGCAAGCUGCGCAUCACGUUGCCUCGGUACGACGAUAAGGUGAAGACGCUCAGCGAAUUUGUGGCCGGCAAGAUGGAGGAAAGUGAACACCGCAAGGCAAAGCUGACGGCCGUGCAGGAGCGUUUGCGUCAGCUGAAGCGCGAUCAGGUGCAGCAGCUCGUACGGAUCAUCUUCCCGAUCACGCAAACGAUCGUGAGCCGAAGUAGCUUGGCGGGAAGCAGCAGUACGGCGAGCACCGCGAGCGGAAGCUCGACAGGUGGUACGGGACUAAGCAAUACCCGUAGUACGAUAAAUGAAAUUUCCGAAGCUACCCGCACGGCGUACGUCCGGGGCCAGUGGGUACUGCAGGAUAGUUUCGGGGAGGUACAGCACGUAAUAAUUGCACCGGCCCUUCCCGGCACGGGUAAUUAUUCGGCCUACAACGAUUGGGCCACGGGUGAUGGUGGUGCGGUGAUUGGUGCCACCUCAACGGCCACUUCAGCUAUGGAAGUAUCUUCCUCACCUGGUGCGGGUGGUGCUAGGGUAGGAAGUCACAAUCCAGCACACACCAUCGCAGCGGCCUUAACGUACACCAGCCAGCUUGUGGCGCUGUUUGGCUACUAUCUGGACGUUCGGUUACCGUACCGGGUGUCGUACGCUGACUUCUGUACGACAACCCUCUCGGAGGCACAGUUUGCCCGGAAGGUGGCACGGUUGAAUGCAGACAUUGUGUUCCUGUGCCACACGCAAGGCUGUCGGCUAAACGACAUGAACCCGACGCACACGCUCGAGAAUGUACUCUGUCUGCUAAAAUCAUCCGUUCUUGGGCAUUGUGGACCAACCGAUCGAAACAGCUGUCUGUCCGAUUCGAUGGAACAGCUGCUAAUGCAGCACAUUGGCGAAGAUUCCGACUCGGAAGACGAAACAAACCUUCACCAGGAAUGGGAAGCGGUUCCAAGCAAUCUUUCACCGGUAACGGCCGAACAACCGUACCAGCCGAUGGCACAUGCACUGGAUCAAAGACGUCAAACGGUUGGCCACACCGGAUUGCACUACCAUCAUCUACAGCAACCAACCGGUGCCGCCGCAACCAGUCUCAUGACCAGUGCCAUCGCCUCGGUCAGCUCAUUCUGGAAAGGAUGGACGGGGAAGUAAGAAUCUUUAUGCGCAGCAUGACCAUUGCCGCUAGACAACUCAACGGAGAGAUUUGCUAUUAUGCUCAUUCCUUUUUUGCACAACACAGCCACCGGUUUUAUAAGGCAAAACUCUAGAAACGAAAACAUUUCGAUGUUUUUUUUUCUGUUUAAACAAAUACAUGUGAUAGCACAAACCAAACUUUUGUACAGGCCCUUCCACACCCGUUUGUCGCCAUUUUGUAUAGGAAAUAGCAUACACAUAACAGUAAACGCUUCCACAGAAAGAAGGGAAAAGUCGUAACACUAUAAUGAUGGUACAAAACAGGAAGAAAACAACCAAUUUAGAAUGGAAUACCGAGAAACAGUAGGAAAACGCUUGUAGAAGCUUUCUUUACAUUACACGGUUGUUUUUCGGUUGUGGAUUGUUGCAACGAUCAAGAAAAUGGAAAAGGGAUGAAACGAGUCUGUAUCGUAAACUCAUUUUAUAGAAGUUAUUUUAUAUGCGAAAUUAUUAAACAACGGUUCACUAAUUCGUAAGUUAGGUUCAGAAUGGAAA
This is a messenger RNA of Anopheles moucheti, 2519 nucleotides long. RefSeq names its product beclin 1-associated autophagy-related key regulator (gene Atg14). The coding region runs from base 339 to 1982 and encodes 547 amino acids. NCBI's taxonomy places the organism in Eukaryota, Metazoa, Arthropoda, Insecta, Diptera, Culicidae. Gene Ontology annotation, biological process: mitophagy; autophagosome assembly; cellular response to starvation. The transcript is spliced from 2 exons. Gene Ontology annotation, cellular component: extrinsic component of omegasome membrane; phosphatidylinositol 3-kinase complex, class III; extrinsic component of phagophore assembly site membrane. The record is from RefSeq and is a predicted model, not a curated record.